UAAGCGCGCCGUGUAUGCUGUUUUGGAAAGAGGUAUCGUUAGCUUGACGAUAAAAAAGGGCCACCUUUUUUUUUUAAAGAAAAGGAUGCCUUUACCUCCAGCACUGCUGGCCCGAUUGGCCAAGAGAGGGAUUGUUAAACCAACAGAGCAAGGGGCAGAUGAGGAGAUUAUUGCUGAAGAUUAUGAUGACAACAAUGUAGAUUAUGAAGCCACCAGAGUGGAGAAUCUACCACCAAACUGGUACAAAGUGUUUGACUCUGCUUGUGGUCUUCCUUAUUACUGGAAUGUCGAGACAGAUAUGGUUGCCUGGUUAUCCCCAAAUGACCCAUCUGCAGUAAUAACAAAACCUGCCAAGAAAAUAAGAGUAGAAGGAGGAGAUGAAAAAGGCGAGAAGCAAGUUGAGAAACCAGACAGGGACAGAGAACGACACAGAGACCGGGAUCGGGAAAGGGAUCGAGAUCGGGAAAGGGACAGGGAAAGGGACCGGGACAGAGAACGUGAUGAUGGGAGGGACAGAGACAGAAGAAAGCAGAGAAGAGAUGAGGCAGCACCAUACAGUCGAAGCAAAAAAGGUAGAAAAGAUGAUGAGAUGGACCCCAUGGAUCCAAGUGCUUACUCUGAUGCUCCAAGGUACAGUACAGAUGGUCACCUCGAUAUAAGCUAUAUACAGGUCGUUCUCUGGUAUUCUGAUUUUGCCAGAAUCAUUGUGUUGCACUUGUUGAAAAAUAGUUAUGAGAGACAGACCAAAUCAAUUCCCAUCAUGCAUUUUUAUCUUAGACGUAAGAACUAAACCCUCACACAGCACAGGUACAAUUUUUGAGUGUGUCCUCUCAAAAUUCAAAAUGGUAAUCAGCAUAGCUGAUAUCCCUGGUUUAGGGAGCUCACAUAAAUCUACAUUUCAUGCAAGGCACCACACCUCAACAAGAGGCAGAUUUUAUUCCAGUAACAUAAUGUUCAUAGUGAACUGGAUUAGUUUUCCUCCCAUUUUCAAAAAAGUUACUCUUAAUAUUUGACCAAAUUUGACCAGCUUUUAUCACAACUCACUUAUUCCCUUGAGCAUAAAAUAAAGACUUGCAGAAAGGCCUCGUAUCCUUAUGAGCUCUGAGCCCUCAGAGCAGGAACAUGUGUGAACGCUGGGAAGGGGCCAUGCACUUUUUUUUAAACAGCAUUUUGACUUGGCAUGUCAGAGAAAGCACAGGUAUAAAAACAACUUAAAUGGCUCCAUACUACUUCAGCACGCUAGUUUCAUUAUCCUUGUAUGUGCAGUCAGUCUUAUUGUAGCUGUAAAUGCAACAUACUGUAGUCGUCAUUAACCAAAUUUACCUCAUUGCAGUUUUCCUGCCACCAUGAGCCAAAUUGUCUGCUGUUGAAAUGUCUAAGAUCUAAACCUGCAGGGUUUCUGUUUAAAAUAUUCCUAAGACCAAACUGAGAUUGUCAUUGCAAUUUGAUCAAGGUCGUUUUCUCAGGCUUGACAAAACCCCUUUUCAGACACAGAAGACAUUGUAGUGCUGAUUACAAAUGCAGUGAACACAAACGUAUUCAUUU
This is a messenger RNA of Maylandia zebra (zebra mbuna), 1545 nucleotides long. The record is from RefSeq and is a predicted model, not a curated record. NCBI's taxonomy places the organism in Eukaryota, Metazoa, Chordata, Actinopteri, Cichliformes, Cichlidae.